Molecule: messenger RNA, 668 nt
Organism: Ipomoea triloba (trilobed morning glory)
Lineage: Eukaryota; Viridiplantae; Streptophyta; Magnoliopsida; Solanales; Convolvulaceae
Product: biotin--protein ligase 2-like
Exons: 3
Coding region: 25-264 (79 amino acids)
Biological process (GO): protein modification process
Cellular component (GO): cytoplasm
Molecular function (GO): biotin--[biotin carboxyl-carrier protein] ligase activity
Source: RefSeq, a predicted model, not a curated record
UUAAAUGUGCCUGGAAUUAUUUUCAUGGAUUUGCUAGUAGUACUCUUUCUUCUGAUUUAUUUUGACUACAGUGGACAGCGAGUUAUUGUACAGGAGAAAACUGAAAACCAAGAUCAGUUUGUAGAGAAUGUAGUGACCAUUCAGGGCUUAUCAUCCUCAGGUUACUUAUUAGCCAUAACUGAUGAUGGUCAAACAUGUGAACUUCAUCCCGAUGGCAACAGUUUUGACUUCUUCAAGGGACUUGUGAGAAGGAAAUUAAGUUAAUAAAGAUCUUCCCUGUGUCCAUGAAUUUAGCCUGAUACCCUUACUGCUGAAUGAGAUCUAGUCUCUCUUAACCUGGUUAAGCUUCAUGGAAGUUUUAUAAUUCUCUGACGAGUAGAAAUAAAACUUCAAUAUUUGUAUUUGAAAUGCACUUUUUUUUUCUUCCUUUUUUUUUUUUUUUUUUUUUUGGGUUAGACUUUGUAGUCUAGGGACCUGAGAAUAUAGAUUAAACCCCACUCUCUUGGGGUGUACUUGAAAGAAUCUGAAUAUAUUCUGUAGCCUUGUUUUUAGUAGCCAUUCAGCGAAUCAAAAACUUUGGGAUAGUAGCAGAAUGAUUAGUGUAGAAGUUAUAUAUAAUAUGGUGGGCUUCUUGUGAGAAUUAUAUACUGAGUAUUAAUUUUUCUGCA